UGGAAAGGCAGCGGGGAGCUGCGGCUGGGAGCAGCCGGGCUGCAGCUCCUGCUGCCGCGGGAUCCAGGGCCGGGGGGGGGACAGCACUGGGCUCACUGCAAGCCCAGCAACCUCAGUGCCAGGGCUUAAUGCUGCCGAUUUAUAAAACACAUAGAAAAGCGCCUCCAAACAGCCAUUAGCAGUGCCUCAAAGGCGGUGCUGUGUCUGUCCCAGAAACGCUGCUCUUCGUAUCCACUCUGGAUGGAAACCUUCACGCAGUGAGUAAGAGCACAGGAGACAUCAAGUGGACCCUGAAGGAUGGUGAGUAGCAACCCGGGGAAGGGGGGGGGGGCUCGCUCGCAGCCUGGCUCCCUGAGCUUGUCGCUAGCCGGGUUCUGGGGGUGCACCCCCCCAGCCUGGCUCUGGGCUGGCAAUUCCCCCAGCCCCGAGGGACGCUGCCAGCUGCAGCUCCAGCCCCAGGCACGGCCGUGCGUGGGGGGGGGCCGGACCCCCGCUGCCAGCGGUGCCUAUUCUGGGUCUGAAAUGCAAAUAGGCUGCGGCUUGGGCACGGCAUCGCUUGGUAAACACUGCCACGUUGUCCCCGCUCGCAGGGAGAGGCUGCUGACGUCGGCGUUUCGCUCUCUUUUUCAGAUCCCAUUCUGCAGGUGCCGGUUUAUGUGGCAGAGUGAGUGUCCCCCGCCGGGGCAGAGGGCCCUCUGCGGGGCAGGAGCCUUUCCGAGGGGCACGACCGCCCUGGUGAACCAGCAGAUUCACAGCAAGGAAGGGGAACCUCGGGGGAAGGAACCUCCCGGCCCACGCCGUAGCAUUGCCUUAAACCUUCCCUUUGUGCUAGCGCUUCGUGCGUGGCAGUGGGGAACGGCUGCUCCCUGCUGCUGAACUGGAGCCUGUCUGCUGGCAGACGAGAAGCUCUCGGCACCACCACGCGCAAAAGCAUGGGAGGGAAAUUGAGGAAAAUACACCUGGAAGUGCAGGGGGAAGGCAGGGCGGCCGAGAGCUCCCCUGGGGCUGGCAGGCGGCCGGGUGGCGUUACGGUGCUGGGCAGAGCGGGAGUUCAUCUCCCACCAAACCCAGGGCUGGAAGUUGCCAGGAAAGGUCAAGCCCCGUAGUGAAUCACCCCGGAGCAAACUGCUGAGGAGGUUUCUUCAGUGCAGCUUAAUGUGAGCCCUUGGCGUGUGUCUGGGGUGGGGGGCAGCUCACAUUUCAUCCUCCUCUCUCCUCCUUUCCAGACCAGCAUUCCUUCCAGACCCCAAUGAUGGCAGCCUGUAUAUCCUGGGAGGAAAAAACAAAGAAGGCUUGAUGAAGCUCCCGUUCACCAUCCCGGAGCUGGUCCAGUCCUCGCCGUGCCGCAGUUCGGACGGCGUGCUCUACACCGGGAAGAAGCAGGACACGUGGUUCAUCGUGGACCCCAAGUCAGGAGAGAAGCAGACCACUCUCUCAACAGAGGCCUGGGACGGUGUGUGCCCGUCAAGCCCCCUGCUCUACAUCGGCCGUACCCAGUACGUCAUCACCAUGUACGACACCAAGUCACGGGAGCUGCGCUGGAAUGCCACCUUCUCCGACUACUCGGCGCCGCUCUGCGAGGAGUCCUGCCACUACAAGAUGGCACACUUCGCCUCGAGCGGGGACGGGCUGGUGGUGACGCUGGACAAGGAGAGUGGGGAGGUCCUGUGGGCGCAGAAUUACGGCUCGCCCGUGGUCGGCAUCUACGUGUGGCACCAGGACAGCCUCCGCCGCGUCCCCCACCUCAACCUGGCCAUGGAGACCCUGCGCUACCUCACCUUCCAGUCGCAGGACAUCCACCUCCUCAAGUGGAGCUACCAGUCCACGAAGGGCUUCGCCGCCACCAAGACCCAGCUGCUGCCAGCUCUCUACGUGGGGAAGCAUGCAGCCAGCUUCUACGCCUCGACCUCCCUGGUCCACGGCAGCGUGGCUCUGGUGCCGCAGGGCAUCACGCUGGCCAGGAUCGACGGCCCCACCACGGACGACGUGACCAUGAGAGAGUCGGGGGAGUGCGAGAUCACGCCCAGCACCGACGUCAAGUACCCUCAGGGCAGCAUCGCCUCGCUCCACAACCAGUGGCUCCUAAUAGGGCACCACGAGCUGCCUCCCGUGGUCCACACGACGAUGCUGCGAGCCUUCCCGGAGAACCUGAGGAAGACAACGGAAACCAUCAUCCCCAGGGCUCCUCCCGCCAGGACCGUGUUCGAUGAUUUUCUGGCCCCGCGCAGCCCCGGGGAGCCGGCUGUCCGCAGCGAGGGGCAGUUUCAGCCGGACCCCGCGCCGGGGGAGCAGGCGGAGGUGUACCCCGAGGCCAGCAGCUGGGACCUGCUGGUGGCUGGCGUCGGCACGGCUCUGCUGGGCGGCGGAGUCCUGUUCCUGCUGCUCACGAAACUGCAGAAGCAGCACAAGGUACAGCAGCAGCAGCUGGAGAAGCAGAUUCAGCUCCUGCAGCAGCAGCAGGAGAUGCUGCUCCCGGGCCGGGUCCCUGCAGAGCCCGGGGAGCCGGGGCUGAGCCAGGGAAGCUCGUCGCAGGUCUCGCAGAGCUCCAGCCCCUCGGCCCCCCUGAAGGACCCGGCUAACGGGGUGGUCAGCCCGGAUCCGGCUGUCCCGGCGGCUGCUGCAGAUCCAGAACCAGACGUGAUUGUAGUUGGGAAAGUUUCUUUUAACCCCAAAGAUGUGCUGGGCCACGGAGCUGGAGGAACCUUUGUCUUCAGGGGCCAGUUUGAGGGCCGGGACGUGGCCGUGAAGCGCCUCCUGCCCGAGUGCUUCCGUCUCGUGGACCGCGAGGUCCAGCUGCUCCGGGAGUCGGACGAGCACCCCCACGUCGUCCGCUACUUCUGCACCGAGAAGGACAAGCAGUUCCACUACAUCGCCAUCGAGCUCUGCUCCGCCACGCUGCAGGAGUACGUGGAAAAGCCCAGUUUCGAUCGCCGCAGCCUGGACCCAGUAUCUCUGCUGCGUCAGACCAUGUCCGGGCUGGCCCACCUCCACUCCCUCAGCAUCGUCCAUCGUGACCUGAAGCCCUGUAACAUCCUCAUCUCUGUCCCGAAUCGCCACGGGCAGAUCCGAGCCGUCAUCUCCGACUUCGGCCUCUGCAAGAAGCUCCAGGGGGGACGGCAGAGCUUCAGCCUCCGCUCCGGCAUCCCUGGCACCGAGGGCUGGAUCGCGCCCGAGGUGCUGCAGGAGGCCCCGAAGGAGAACCCUACGUGCGCCGUGGAUAUCUUCUCAGCCGGCUGCAUCUUCUACUACGUGGUGUCAGGAGGGCAGCAUCCCUUCGGGGACAGCUUGCGGCGACAGGCCAACAUCUUGUCGGGCUCUUACCAGCUGAGCUGCCUGCAAGAAGAAGCUCACGACAAGCUUGUUGCGCGAGAGCUGAUUGCAGCAAUGCUCAGCCCCGAGCCCCAGCACCGACCCUCGGCCCCGGGGGUCCUUGCGCACCCCUUUUUCUGGAGCCAGGAGAAGCAGCUACAGUUCUUCCAGGACGUCAGCGACCGCAUCGAGAAGGAGCCGGCCGAGGGGCCCCUCGUCUUGGCGCUGGAGGCGGGGGGGCGGGCGGUGGUGAGGACCAACUGGAGGAUGCACAUCUCGCUGCCGCUGCAGACCGACCUGAGGAAGUUCCGCACCUACAAGGGGGGCUCGGUGCGUGACCUCCUGCGGGCCAUGAGGAACAAGAAGCAUCACUACCACGAGCUGCCAGCUGACGUCCGGGCAGCCCUGGGCUCCGUCCCCGAUGACUUUGUCCAGUACUUCACCUCCCGCUUCCCCCGGCUGCUCCUGCACACACACGGGGCCAUGAGGGUCUGCGCCCGCGAGCGGCUCUUCCGCUCCUACUACUGCCACGGCCCGGGGGGCGAGGGCGAGUGAGGGGGGGACACACGCCACGAGGCUGCUGCGGCCGCUCCUCCCUGCCCCGCUCCUACCCACAGCCCCGUCUCCAGCGUCCUUCACCCCCUCGCCAGGGUGAGGUGGGACCCCCGGACCCCCUGGUCACCCAACGUGCUGGUGGGUUACGGUGGGGCGGGCGUAGGGUGGCACUGGGCUCCUGAGGAGCCCAAGAGGGACCCUCUGGGCACCCACCUUUGCAAACGCUCGAGGUCAGACUCAGCCGCCUGAAGGCAUUUGUGUUGGAGAACAAACCCCAAAACCUCUGCGGUGAUGGCAAAAGAAGAAAGGAGAAAAUGCAUGUUGCAUUUUCCUGAGGGGAGCUGGCAGGGUGCUGCAGCCAGGCUGGAGCCCCGGGGGGUGGUGACCAGGGAGCAGCAAGCUUCAGCCCCCGCGUCCUCCCCUGCCCCAUGCCUGGGAAAGCGGCUCUUUGAGUGUGUUCAGCACAGCUGGGACCAGGACCAGUACACCAGUCUUGACACUGGAGAGGCUCCUGCAGAGGAGCUCCUGGAGAGGCACAGUGGGUCAGCUUUUAGCAACCACCGUGGGGCUUGGACCCACUGAUUCCAUCAGGGCUGCCCCCAGCCCUGGAGGGCAGCACAAUUCCGAUAAUGAAGGUUUUAAUCUCAGCUGGGCUGAGAAAAAGGUUUUUUCCCUUUUGUUUACCAGCAGCCUGUAGUUAUGCCAGGGAAAUCCCUUCUCCCCAGGGAUCCCUUCCCUCCACAGCCUCUCCCGCUGCCCCAGGGCUGUUCUGGUUUAUGGCAUGCCCGUGGGCACGGGUUUCACAGGCACCAGCCUCCAAGGGCAGCACCCGCUGGGUCUGGGAGCAGCCGGUGCUCCUCAGCAAGGUUCCCACUCCAGAACAGCAAUAAUUUUGUACAGUCUGAUUCCUCUGUGUGCUGGGGUGUGGGAUUGUGUUACACAGGUAACAAGGGGUUUGUACCUGCUUUGGUUUCAGAACACUGUAGUGUCUAGAGCAUUUUCUAUAAAAAGUUGUAAAAAAAAUAAAAACUAAAAAGCUC
Messenger RNA from Tyto alba (common barn owl), 4904 nucleotides. RefSeq names its product serine/threonine-protein kinase/endoribonuclease IRE1-like. The transcript has 20 exons. Bases 1297 to 3864 code for a protein of 855 amino acids. The record is from RefSeq and is a predicted model, not a curated record. NCBI's taxonomy places the organism in Eukaryota, Metazoa, Chordata, Aves, Strigiformes, Tytonidae. Gene Ontology annotation, biological process: IRE1-mediated unfolded protein response; intrinsic apoptotic signaling pathway in response to endoplasmic reticulum stress; mRNA processing. Gene Ontology annotation, molecular function: protein serine/threonine kinase activity; ATP binding; RNA endonuclease activity. Gene Ontology annotation, cellular component: IRE1-TRAF2-ASK1 complex.